Molecule: messenger RNA, 9329 nt
Organism: Lingula anatina
Lineage: Eukaryota; Metazoa; Brachiopoda; Lingulata; Lingulida; Lingulidae
Cellular component (GO): cytoplasmic vesicle
Molecular function (GO): protein binding
Source: RefSeq, a predicted model, not a curated record
UGACAACUGCACAAGAAGCAAAGUGAAUUUAUCUGAAUACAGGUUAUCCAUGAACAAGCUUCCUCACCACUAGGAACAUUGAUUUGUGAAACAUGCGUGAACACUUCCACAUAAGGCUUCAAGACAGAAGGAGGAACAAUCAAGAAUCAAGCCAUCUGGUGGGAAGAAGAGAUAUGCUCAAAAGAGACAUCCACAGAAUCUACUGAAGUAUGAGGAAACUUCCUUAGACUUGAACAGUACGGCACAAUGUAAUGGGCACAGUGAGACAAUUUGUAAUGGCCACAUGGAAGUUCAGCUCAAUGGUUUCAGUGAGCCAUACAGCAAUGGCUGGGCUGAAGAGGAUGGGAGUCAAUCAUCCAGUGAUGAGCUCAGGGUUUAUAAUGUAAAUGGCAUAACAAAUCCUGAAAACCCUUGUGACCAUAAAGGGAACAGGUGGAAUAACACCUUAACUGUUGCAUGUGAUGGUGCCCCAUUACACGGUCAGUUACCUACGACCAGUGGCACUGAAAAUGAUCAAAGUCUCACAGGAAACGAGAGCACGUCCUUGUCAUUGCCUCCUCUGGUUUCUGUUCCUGACAGCAAUGGAGAUUUGCAUAAUAGAAAAUUUGACACAGCAGAUGGUGAGGUCCAUACAAGCGGUGUCAGUGAGUUUGAAAACCAUGAGAAUAAAGCCAUUAAAAAUGAGUCUCAAAAAGGCAUUGAGUCUGACAGCAAAAAGGAAAUUGGAAUUUGUGUGGUCUCUGAUGGCAAAGGCAAUUAUGCCAACGGCUUCUCGUCAGAUUACAGAAUUGAAAAUAACAGCAGGAGCAAUAAUGCAGGGGAUAUGCCAAUGUUUUCUCAAGUAGAAAAUGAGCCUAAUGAAAGCAGUAUUGACCAAAGCUCCAGGAAAACUCUCUAUCAGAUUACGUUGUCUGAAGACGGGAAGCCUGCGGCAACAGCAGCAACAGAAUGGGAGAGGGAACAUAUUGAUGAAUGUGGUACCAAAACCCAGGGCCAAUAUAGAUAUUCAGACCAGCACAGUGAGGCCAGCUGCUUCAGAAACCAUGGGGAUAUCACAUAUUCUGGAGAUGAUGAAGUGCCAAAGCAAGAUAUUCAAUCAAAUGACCCACCUGGCAGUUAUUAUAUGCAGGUAGAAAACUGGUGCCAAAUAUUAGAGGAAGACCACAGCCAAUUCAAUGGAGUUGUUGGAGUAGAUGAAGGGACUGUACAUUGCACAUCGAACAAUUUUACUUCAGGUGAAAUUGAUUUCAACGUAGAGAAUACCAGACAUUUUGAUCAACUACAGACUAUUGCACUAGACUAUAUAGCAGGCUCCUACCAUGAUGAUGAUGACAACAGUGAUGUCGAUAGGGGGGAAGUGGAAAAUCAAAGCACUGAAGCAAAUAUAGGAGCGGAUGAUCAUCUUGAAGAGGAUAAUGACAGUGUGAGUGAUAGCAUAUCUCAAAGUACAGACUGUCAGUCUACGUGUAGUACUCAGUCAGAAUGGAUGGUCACCAGGUCGUGGCAGUUUCUCCAUAGUUAUCGGAACACAGUCAGCCAAGCAGAUCAUGUAAUUGAUACCAUAACCACUGACUUGCAUUCAAAAUUUGCUUGUAUAUCAAUUCCUCAUGCUUGGGCAGAUAACGGGCAAUGUUUAAAUGAUCACUCAAAGCAGCUGCCAUCUACUGAAGCUGAACAUUCGGCCCCAGUUUCGGAUAGAGUUUCUGUAGCAAAGUUUUCAGAGGCAAGUUCUAGUGACAAAAGCUCUGAUCAGACUGUCCCAUCUGACUGUAAAUCCCAAGAUGGAUUAAGUGAUGAUUUGGAAUUUUUUUACGAUGAUGAAUUUGCCACAGGAUUCAACACCAAUUUGGCUGACAUUGAUAUGGGGAUGCUCAACUCUGAUGAGCUUCAUCUUUGCUCUUCACUGUCAGAUGUAUUGUCACGUAGCCAAGUUCGACCGUUAGGUCAAGCCAGCAAGAUGAAGGUGAAGGCAGAAAGAUGCCAUUACGAUAGUGAUUAUGACCUAUCCAGGACCAGCACAGCUUGCAGCUCUUUACUGUCCGUUGGGAGUAGCAAUGUCGCUGCUGGCCUGGACUCAACAUCAAGUUCUGAAAAUCCAAAAAUGUUGUUCAUCUCUGGAGAAUUUGACUACUCCUCUCCGUACCUGUGUGAAGAAUUACUCCAAACAGUAGAUCGGAUGAGCGAGCAUGGCCACCAGGAGCAGCAGCCCUCUGAAAUGCACUGCAAUGAGUACGAUGAGUAUGACAUCUCUAACCUUCCUUAUGAACACAUGUUUUUACUACCUCACGAGGCCACGGCUGCCUCAGACACAUUCUCCAUAUCAGACUUUGAGAAGGAGCAUUUCUUUUCUUGCAAGGAUCUUAUGCAGUCGGAUGAAAUGUUGGAUUUCCCCCCUCACCCACCUAAAGAGAGUGCUAACAUGCAUGGAGGAGAAGAAUCCCCAUAUGAUGAUGAAGCACACCUAGAGUACCCUUCCUAUGUUUCUAGUUCUGGUGAGUUUUCAGAUUUAGGCUACUCGCCCUUGUUUUCCCCUUCCAAAGAGUCUACUGGAAUAGCACAUGUGUCUUCCGGAAGUGCAACCACGGGUAGUAAUGCUAGUAGCCUGAGAGAUGUGAUAAACUGUGAUCCCUAUAGCACUAGGCAAAACUAUAUGCUAACAUUUGCUGAUGGAGGGUCAUGUAGUCCCACUAAACAACUCCAUGACAGCUACCAAGACGCUGACACCAGUGAUGCCAGUCAACACCUGACAACAUGGGCGGAAAGGGCCAAGGUCUUUGAUGAAAAAGGGGUGGAGACUGUAAAGCACUUCAAUUCGCCUAUCUCUGACAAGACCUCCCCAGGAAGCGGCAACAGCAAUCAUACCUGUACUUUCAGAGGUGCCAACUCCACGCCAUCUAGUGGCAAUUCCCAAAGCACCACCAAACCAGGAUUCACAACCUGGGCACAGCAGAGGUUGGCCAAAGAGUCAGGGUACCUGCGAGCAGGAUUAACGUCAUGGAAACAUCUGCAGGAGAUUCAACACGCCAAGAAAAUGAGACAGAUCAGUGACUGGAGCAAGAGUAGGAGCAUGCCAGAUUUGGCAAAGCACACUUAUCCAACUGCUCCAAAGUCAUCUAUGGUUGCAAAAAAGGGUGAAGAAAAUUCUGGCUUAAAAGAGGAAGGACAGGAAGUUAAAAGGAGACAAGCUGAACACGACAAAGAUGAAAGAAAAAGGUUCUCAGGAACCCUCAUUGAAAUAUUUCAGAGGAUGAGGUCAAACUCUGAAAGUUAUAAUUUCAGUGAAGAUUUUCAUGGCUCUCAUUUGUGCUCAUCAUACGACUUUCAUCAUUUUAACGAGAUACCACCAGUUCCACAACUAUGCUACCUUCCUAAAGGCAAAGGGGAUGAAUUACAAGGCCCUGGUGAUAUGCCAGCCAUGCUCAAAUCCCUUAGAGUUACUUCAAUGCAGACCAGCCCAGUUCAUGACUGUUGGUGCAAAAUUCACCAGAUGGCCCAAGUGCAGAUGUCACCUGCCAAGAGAAGCUUUGGAAUGCAAUUCCCACCAAAUGUCAUGGAUACUUCUGUCCAGACCUCUGCCCACUUGAUGGUUUCUCUUCACACUGACCACAUAGAUCAUUCACAGCAAACUUCAAUAGAAAAUAAGGAAAGCAAAGGCGUAUUUCUUAUUGACACAACAGUGCAAACAAGUGCUGAAUUGGAACAGAAUCGUAAACUUGACAGGAGCUUAUUCUUUGCCAACAGAUCAUUGCCAGAUGUUAGUUUUCUCAGUAAGUCGUCUGCCAGUAGUAUAUCUGCCAUGUUCAGAUUCUCAUUCAGCUCUGAACAGAAAACUUUUUAUUGUGCACCAAAGGUAACUGUUGAUGAAAAGACUGGGAAAGUAUAUGCACUCAUUCCAAGGAAAAGUGCUGCUGGGAGAAUGUUUGAUAUGAAAACAAAGGGCUCUGCUUCUUGCAUAUUAACCCAGAACUUGCCUGCCAGUAAAACUGAGCUGUCAGCCAAGGUCACUUCAGGUACAUCUGAAAACACUGAAGCCAAUAGUAAAAGUAAGUCGGUUUCCCCCCUUGCUCUUCCAUCUGUGGCUGAGAAAAGCACAAAAAAGAACCAAGUUUUACAAAUCAGUCCACACAUAUUGGAGGGAGAAGUUCCAAGUCUUAGUUCUAGCUCUUCCUCAGGUGUAGAAUCUGGCUCAGACUAUUCCCAGAGAAGUCCAAGAAUAUUUCCGGAAGAUAUCCUGCCAGAAAAUAGAAAAUUGGGGACUCAGACUUUUUCCAAAUCUGAGGAACAACUUUCAAAAGUUUCAGCUGCAGGCAGAGGCCGUAUAGCACCUAAAAAACCUCUAAGGUCAUGUUUAAGAAAGAAAGCUUUGUUAGAGAAGAGAAAACGAUCCUUAUCUGACCCUUACGGUUACUCCACCAUACCAUAUACUAAUUUGUCAGAGGGCCCCAGAGUUUGUAGAGGAACAGAUUGUAAGUGCAAUGUAUGCCUCCAGGGAACUGAAGGCUUGAACUUCACUUAUACUUACAAAAAGAGUACUUCUUUUGAUGUGAGGUCAACUCCAGGGUCAUUGAUUGAUUCAGGGCAAGUGGCAAGCAAUUUCUCUGGAGACAGCGAAGAAGGUGCAAUGGGUGCCGAAAGUCUGAAUACGUUGCAACUCUCAGCUGCAGCAAAGUGUGUGUGCAUUCCGCAGUCAAAUGAUACAACUUUACCCAAGUCACAUUCUGACUGUACAGCUAUCAGGCCAAAAUCCCAGUGUCCAGUUUGUAGUAAUCUUGUUGAGGAUGGACAAGAAAUGACCUCCAAGGUGAAGAAGACAGUCAGUUUUGCUAAUGAGGUGGACUUUCAUUCACCAUCACCAUCUCCAUCACCAGCACCUACUCCAUUUGAGAGCCCUCUCCAUUCACCUAAAAGGCAGAACAGAUUGAAGCUGGCAAUUGAGCAUCCCUUGGCCAAAGAUGUUCUACCUCCUCCUCCUCAAGUGACAAAAAUAGAGGAUGCCAAACCUCCUCAGGAGCAGAGAUCCGUUUCCCCAGCUAGUGAUUCCGACUCUGACUCCCCACCCCCCUGUGACUUUCUUCCAUCUCCAACUUUCGAAUCGCCAUCGAGUUCAGUUCAUAGCACUGAACCAGUUUCUGAGGGAGAGAAAGAGGGUCAUUUUUGCAGUGAUUCAGACAGCGAUGCUGGACCCCCGGGGGAAUUCAGGAUUUCUCCAUGUGCUGAGAGCCCACCUGCUCUUCCUUUAGUCAGCAGCAAGAGAAGUCUUGUAAUGGAGGUAAUUAAGGCGAGGGAUGUGAUCCUGCAGCACUUCUCGAGGGCCAAGGAUCCCGUGCAGAAGCUCCAACUCUUGAGCACUGAGGAUACCCCGGCGGUGGGCCACCUGGUCCAGGAUCACCUCUGUAGGGCCAUUCAGCACAUCCUCAGUGAUGGCCUCAAACCUGAACUCCUCAGUCUGUUUGGAAAGGUGAAAAACAGUGAGUGGAGGGUGGUGGAGGCUUCUACUGAACUGGGUCCUUCAACUAAAGCUUUGCAUGAGCUUGUUCAGAGACUUGAGACUUUGACAUAUUUGUCAACAACACAGACGAAGUUGGAUGCUUUUAUCUUUGGCCUACUCAAUCUCAGGGCUCUAGGCUACUGGCUGAAACAUCUACAGGGCCAGGAGAAAGGGAUUGUCAAGCACUACUUAAAGGAUGCCUUUCUGUUUCUCAGUCUUUCCUCCGAGCAGCAAAAUUUUCAAGAUGUGAUCACUGCUGUCAAGCCACUCAGUUCUUUGCCUUUUCACUUGGAAUACACUGCUGUUUAUGCAGAAAAGCAUGAUGAUCUUCCAGAGAUUAAAACUCCUAAGGAAGUGAUAAUGCCCAGUGGCUCGCCUAAAAGAGCAACAGGGACGUCAAGUCCGAAAAAGAACAGACCACACAGUUAUCCAGAUAAUCCGCUUGACAGAAGGCGUCGAGUGCAUCAGGAAUUUAGAAGGUCUCUUUCCACUAGCACGGAAUCACAGGAGAGUCAGAGCGAAUAUUCCAGUUUACCACAGGGUUUAGAUAGUUCUUAUGCAAGCAGUGUAGAGCGACAGAGGCCAGGGUGGUUUAGAACCCUUAUGACUAAUUCAUUUGGUGGGUUCCUUGGCAGUAAAAAAGCUAACAAAGACAAAGGAAUGACACGGCACAACUCUGAUAAUUUUCCACGUGUUUCAAAUAGUCCAAAAAGAAACUUGGCAGAGGGCAAAAGAGAGCUCACAGAGAAUUCACAAAAGGUGUCACUUGAAGGUAGUCUUCGAGUGGGAUCAGAGCAAUCUUCAGGUUUGCGGGACAGAAAUGAUAAGUCCGAUAUAGAGACCCCAGGACAUAAUGAAGCUCAGACAGGAUCCAUUAGUCAUCAAGCAUCAGGGGCGCCGAGGAAUUAUGAUUCUCUCUCAUCGGAAAAAUCAAUAGCUUCCUCUCCCAAGAGAGAUAAUGUGUCCAAUAAAAUGGAAAAUAGAAAUAGCCUGAGAAAUAAAGCAAAGCAAGUUCAGAAGAUUAUUGACAACAAUGAGAUUGUUACAAAGGAAUAUGAAGAGAAGUGUGCCACAGAAGAGAACAAAGUAGGGUUUCUGCGUAGGAUUUCUAGGAAAAUAUCUUCAGUCACGCAGAAAGCUGCAUACAAGAAGGGCAUCACAGAAUACAGCUUUGACAACCAGGGGAACGUGGUUCAGAACAACUGCAAUAAUAACAACAACAAUGUUGAGAGAGGUGUGUCUGAGAAUACUGUAGCUAAUAUUAACGAAGAAGGUAAAAACGAUGAUGUAGAUGAUGGUGUGGAUGUUGAUGAUGGCUAUGGGGAUGAGGAAGGGGAUAGCAGUGAAACAAUAGUCAACACCACCAGUUCAGAAUCUCCAGAGACUCCCCAAACAUGUAAACUGCCAUUUGCAUGCGCAGAAUCAGGAAAAAGUCACCAUAAAUCCCAAAGUGUCUCAUCACAAUCCGCAGCAAAUGAAUAUCCCACCAGGUACCCUGAAAUAUCUGCUGAUGAUUCUAGCAAAGAGGUCAGCCCAGCCAAAUCCAGAUUCAGUUGGAAUAAAUUUGGCUCAGGAUUGAUUCGAGCUUUUGACAAGGUAUUUGCUAAUGAAAAAAGCCCCAAGUCAAAAGACUCACUUCUUGCAAGAAGGAGGACUCAGAGUGAAACACAAGUAAAUGUUGCUCUUGAUUCAAAGGAGGUAGAACAGCAGUUCGUACUUAAGAAGGGUGUGUCAGUGCCAGGAAUCAUGCCGAUGAUAGAGAGGAGAAAGCAAGUUGAUAAAUCUUACAGCUCUGAGAGAUUUAGCUCAGGUAGUGAUUCCAUUUACCAUUCAGCACAGGGAGCAAGUAGUUAUAACCUCAAUGCAGAAACUGAAACUGAUCCAGAGACCUGUGAGGAAUAUGCUUAUCUUGAUAGUUCCCUGUCAUCUGGCUCUAGUGGCUUUGAGAAUUCUGGGAGGAGAAAAAAGAAUGCAGAAAACCUCAUGGCAGAAAUUGAUGAACAAGAAGUAAGGUAUGUGCGAGCCCUGUGUGAUCACUAUGAAGAAUAUGACAGUUUCCUGAGUUUUGAAGAGAGUGAUUUCUUGGAACUAGUGGAAGAAAUGGAUGCUGAGUGGUUGAUUUGUAGGAUGAAUCUCAAUGUUGGACUGGUCAACGUGAAGAUGGUGGAAAAGUACACCCUCUUUGACAUUUUCAUGUAUCUUCAUGGGGAUUUCUAUACUUUUUAAUCACUGCUACCAGGUAGCAGUUUCUUUGAAUUUAUUAUAGCUCUUGCUUAUAAAUGUCAUUAGGCAAGUAUUCACUAACAUGAAAUUUAUUGAGAUUUAAAUGUGUUUGGAGAAUGAAUGUCUUCUAAUCAUAAAUAACAGUGAAUAUUUAGUCAUAUUACAUGCAAUAGACAAUUUUAGCCAAGAAGAAGAGACUAGUAUUACUCAUUCAUAUUUAUAGCUCACAGCUCUUUAUUGUUGCAGUCGUUUGCAUACAAGAUGUAAGGUAUGUGUAGCUUACAUAUGGAGGUUAAUACAAUGUUUGUAAUGUAUGGUUAAUAGAUUUAAGAGAAAUUGUUUUUUAUAUUAUCCAAAUUUAGAUGAUUAUCAAUGUGCAAAAAGCUCUAAGUCAGCUUAUUUUAAAUUAAUUGUUUUUGGCUUGGCAGUAAUUAUGUCAAAGGUAGUUUUUGUAACAUGCUUUUUAUCAGUGUUGUGUUAAAGAUAAAAUGGAGCACCCAGAUAUUUAUUAAAUGAUGACUGUCACUGUAAAAUAUGUGCCAACAUAUGUAUUAUGUACUUUAAUUUGUUCCAAUUGUGUGCCAUUAAACUAUAAAUGUUAAGCUUUAAUGAUAGGAAAAUACAGGUAAAUAAAGUGCAAUAUAUUUAAAUGUUUCACAAAGCAUUGCUUGUAUGGAAAUGUAUAUAGGGAAAAUGUGUCAUGAAAUUGUUUAAUUGAAAAAGCAGCACAAGUGGAUUCGAGUUGUCUGAAAUGUGCUUUUUACUCUGAAAAACACAUUUCAUAACAUAUUCUAAGGAUAGCUUUGUCAAUUUAUAUAUGGAAAGGGAUUUUUUUUUUCGCUUUAUGUUUUAUUGUCAAAUUUAAGAUCUCAUGAUUAUUUUCAAAGCACAAAUUGUUGUUGCAGCUUCAGUUUUAUUGAUAUUUGUUACUUCUGGGCAGGAGGCAAUGGACUUUUUGGUUAUAUUUUACAGUAACAUUCUUUUUUUAAGUUAUAUUUUUUGCUUUACUCAAGAGUCUGUUUUUACUUUAAAAUAUUAACACUUUUGUGUGAUUUUAUAUUUAUUUAUUGAGUUCAUAGCCUCUGUUGUUUUAUGAAGCUGAAUUACCAGAAAUAUAUACAAUUAUGUUAGAGAAUUCAUAAAAUACUAGCUCUUGUACCCUGAAAAGUAUAAAACAGAAGAAUAUAAAGAAAUGAAUUGAUGAUAAGAGUUAUACACAACAGGUAUUUUUAAGUCAUUCAUUUUUACUAUUUAUCAUUAUUAUCUAUUUAUGGCUUCCUUAGUGAUAAAAAUGAAAUCCAUUUCAAGCAAGACUAAUUCAUAUAUAAAUUAAAUUAUGGAGUUUAACCUUAGCUAUGUCUUCUUAUGUUUUAUUCUAGACUAGUUGUGUGCAUGUCCACCAUGCCGUGUUUGUAAAUCGUAUUCUUUUUUAUCAUCUUUUAAAAACCUGUUCACAUAAAUAGGGAGUGUUUGGUACAAAUGUGAGCUCUAGGUGCAAACUCUGCCUAUGUACUGUAUACGUCACGUUUCAGUGUUGAUUUGAAUAAAUUAUUAGUAGAAUAAACCAUGAGCUUGUAGUAUAGAUAUUUCUUUCUAUGAAUAAAGGUGUAAUUAUAAU